Wasmannia auropunctata (little fire ant) is the source of this 748-nucleotide messenger RNA. RefSeq names its product kynurenine--oxoglutarate transaminase 3-like. The record is from RefSeq and is a predicted model, not a curated record. Gene Ontology annotation, cellular component: mitochondrion; cytoplasm. NCBI's taxonomy places the organism in Eukaryota, Metazoa, Arthropoda, Insecta, Hymenoptera, Formicidae. Gene Ontology annotation, molecular function: pyridoxal phosphate binding; L-kynurenine:2-oxoglutarate transaminase activity. The annotation marks the transcript as partial. The transcript is spliced from 4 exons. Gene Ontology annotation, biological process: biosynthetic process.
CCUCCUGGCGCGAAAAAAACGAUUGGCCGUGUCGACUCCAUUCGGAAGUUAGAGCCACACAUUAUUGGAGUUGGAGUUUCGAGAGCUACGUAUGUAAAACUAACAAAGAAGAGGAGCAGCUAGAAAAGUAAAAAUAGUUAAGGCUUCGUUACAUAUUUCGAAUUGAAACCGGAUCAAAGCAAACAUGUCCGUCGUGAGAGGCGUUACGGUUCUUUUCACGCUCUCGAUGCUAACGAGAGUUUGUUUUCUGGCGACGAGUGAGACCGUUUCGUUCAAUACAGUAAGAAAUGUCAGAAGCACCGCCGAAAUGUCGAAGUUUGACUUACCGGAUCGUUUCAAGGGCAAUGAAAAAUCCGUCUGGAUCGAAUACGAAGAGCUCGCACAUAAGUACAAGCCAAUAAAUUUGGGCCACGGCUUUCCUGACUAUCAUGCGCCAAAGAAUAUAACCAACGCUCUGGCUGCUGUCGCCAAAAGUGACGAUCCGCUUUUGCAACAGUAUACGAGAGGAUUCGGUGAACCAAGACUAGUGAAUGCAAUUGCAAAGUUAUACUCCAAGCUUCUCAAUCGUAAUGUGGAUCCGAACAAAGAAGUUUUGAUCACCAUUGGUGCUUUUCAAGCGUUAUACUACGCUCUGCAAGGCAACACUAAUCCCGGAGAUGAAUGGAUCAUCAUUGAACCCUUUUUCGAUGCUUACCUAUCUAUGGUGCAGAUCGCCGGAGGAAUUCCCAGAUACAUAGCAUUAAAACCG